This is a messenger RNA of Betta splendens (Siamese fighting fish), 2791 nucleotides long. It is a transcript of the gene cdk11b, whose product is annotated as cyclin-dependent kinase 11B. Gene Ontology annotation, molecular function: ATP binding; cyclin-dependent protein serine/threonine kinase activity. Gene Ontology annotation, biological process: regulation of mitotic cell cycle; protein phosphorylation. The transcript has 20 exons. Bases 77 to 2554 code for a protein of 825 amino acids. NCBI's taxonomy places the organism in Eukaryota, Metazoa, Chordata, Actinopteri, Anabantiformes, Osphronemidae. The record is from RefSeq and is a predicted model, not a curated record. Gene Ontology annotation, cellular component: nucleus.
CAGAGGUUACCAGCCCGAUAACACUUCCGGUAAGCCGUUUACCGCUGCGCGUAAUUCAGCAGACGGUGUAGAGUGGAUGCUGAUGGGGGACGAAAAAGACACUUGGAAAGUUAAAACUCUUGACGAAAUCUUACUUGAGAAAAAGCGCAGAAGAGAACUAGAAGAGAGAACAGAUCCCAAACGCCAGAAAAACUUUCCACAGAGCCUUGUUCCACAGGCGGAUGAUCCGGAAUCCAAACGAGACACUCUGGAGGAAGGAGAACUACAGGAUCAAAGAAUGGAAAUAACAAUUCGUAAUUCCCCAUACACAAGGGAAGAUUCAACAGAGGACCGGGGAGAAGAAGACGAAUCACUAGCAAUCAAACCUCCACAGCAAAUAGCUAGGAAAGACAAAUCUCACCACAGAAAAGAGGAGAAGAGAAAAGAUAAAAGGCGUCAUCGGAGUCACUCUACAGAGGGAGGAAAACUUACACGACCCAAAGAAAAAGAAAAAGAGCGAGAGAGUGAUCGCAGGAAGCGUCAAUGGGAAGAAGACAAAGCCAGACGUGACUGGGAGAGACAGAAACGAAGGGAACAGGCCAGAGCUCAUUCACGCAGAGAGAGAACUCGAGGAAAUUCUCCUGGGGUUUUUUGUUUUUUGGACAACAGGGACCGGCUGGAACAGCUGGAGCGUCAACGUGAGCGCGACAGAAAAAUGCGCGAACAGCAGAAAGAGCAACGUGAGUUCAAGGAUCGAGAAAGGAGAGCUGAGGAACGACGCAAAGAGCGAGGGUCUAGGAGAGAAGUGCUGUCCCACCACCGGAUGCUACCUGAUGAGUAUGAAGAGAAGCCAAAACAAAGUCAUCGCAGCCGCAGUCCCACACAUGUUCCCCGAGACAGAUCCGAUCACACUGAUCCACGGAGAAGUGCAACAUCGAAAGAAGAGAAAUCUGACAUAAAAGACCUGCUUGCAGAUCUACAAGAUAUCAGUGACAGUGAAAGGAAGACCAGCACAGCAGAAUCCUCCUUAGCGUCAGGCUCCGAAGAAGGGGAGGGGGAUGAUGCUGAAGAGGAGUCUAGCAGCCAGAGUGAGGGUGAAGAAGAAGAAGAGGAGGAGGCGGAGGAGGAGGAGGAGGAGGGAGAGUCUGUGUCGGGAUCUGAGCAGAGUACAGAAGACGUGAGCGAAGAUGAACGGUCAGACGAAUAUGAAGAAGAGAGGGAAAAUGGCAAUCACAUACCUGCAGUCCCAGAGUCUCGUUUUGACAAUGACUCAGAGGAGAGUGGUGAGGACAUGGAGGAAGAGGAGGAGGAGGAAGAGGAGGAGGAAGAGGAAGCAGGUGAGGAAGACCCCACGCCUCACUCUCAGACUCACUCACGCACCCCCACUCCCGAAGGGAACUACGUCCCAGACUCUCCACCAAUUUCACCUGUGGAGUUGAAGAAGGAGCUGCCUAAAUAUAUGCCUGCUCUACAGGGUUGUCGCAGUGUUGAAGAGUUUCAAUGUCUAAACCGAAUAGAGGAGGGAACUUACGGUGUGGUGUAUAGAGCCAAGGACAAAAAGACUGAUGAGAUUGUGGCCUUGAAAAGACUGAAGAUGGAGAAGGAGAAAGAGGGCUUUCCAAUCACCUCCUUAAGAGAAAUCAAUACAAUUCUAAAAGCCCAGCACCCAAACAUCGUCACUGUGAGGGAAAUUGUUGUUGGUAGCAACAUGGACAAGAUUUACAUCGUGAUGAAUUAUGUAGAACAUGACCUUAAGAGUCUGAUGGAAACCAUGAAGCAGCCGUUCCUGCCAGGUGAGGUAAAGACUUUGAUGAUUCAGUUGCUUCGAGGUGUUCGACAUCUCCACGACAACUGGAUUCUACAUCGAGAUUUAAAGACAUCCAAUCUGCUGCUGAGCCACAAGGGAAUCCUUAAGAUUGGAGAUUUUGGUUUGGCCCGGGAAUACGGUUCUCCCCUGAAACCGUACACUCCUGUAGUGGUGACCCUGUGGUACCGUUCACCAGACUUGCUUCUUGGAGCCAAGGAGUACUCCACAGCUGUGGACAUGUGGUCAGUGGGCUGUAUAUUUGGCGAGCUGUUAACCCAGAAGCCUCUCUUCCCUGGAAAAUCUGAAAUAGACCAAAUUAACAAGAUUUUCAAGGAUCUGGGUUCACCCAGCGAGAAGAUCUGGCCCGGUUACAGCGAACUGCCCGCAGUGAAGAAGAUGACUUUCACAGAGUAUCCCUACAACAACCUGCGAAAGCGUUUUGGUGCGCUGCUUUCAGACCAAGGCUUUGACCUUAUGAACAAGUUCCUGACUUACUGCCCCAGUAAGAGGAUUAUAGCGGACGAGGCGCUCAAGCAUGAGUACUUCAGAGAGACACCUCUACCCAUUGACCCGUCCAUGUUCCCCACCUGGCCAGCCAAGAGCGAGCAACAGAGGGUGAAAAGAGGCACCAGCCCUCGUCCACCCGAGGGAGGCCUGGGCUACAGUCAGCUGGGUGGUGAUGAUGAUCUCAAGGACACAGGCUUUCAUCUGACGACCAGCAAUCUGGGAGCGUCUGCAGUCGGUCCAGGAUUUAGCCUCAAGUUCUGAUCCUGAACCUGCAGAAUGCUAAUGAGCAGCAAGUUCUUGGACUUUGUUUUUUUCCUUCGAUCGAUAUCUGAUCAGUUAUAACAGCUACCAGCUAAUCAGGACUGUCUGCAACACUGGUGGCUUGAACAUUAACUGUUGGGAUUUUCUGUUUCACACAUUCAGAUGUGGCUAUUUUAGCUCUUUAAAGAAGCAACACUACUACAGAUCUGUUAGUGUGGCUCACAUGUUUGACUUUUA